Lathyrus sativus (Indian pea) is the source of this 648-nucleotide messenger RNA. The record is from the annotation of a GenBank genome assembly. Lineage: Eukaryota; Viridiplantae; Streptophyta; Magnoliopsida; Fabales; Fabaceae.
AUGGGCAGCUAUCAGGAUGCUAAUUACUAUAGAGGUUCUUGGUGCUGUCGGCUAAUUUUAUUUGUCAUCUGGCUUCCUACUUUCUUACAUGUGACAGCACACAUAUCACAUGUCAACCAUAGGCAAACCACUUCACUAGUUGAGUUAGCUAAGGAACCUACUUCUGGAGAUUCUGGGCUCUUUGACCGCAUAGAAAUAUCACCUUCUGUCAUACCUAUAGUUCCAUUUCCCACCGAGUCUGUCCCACCAAUGUAUCCUAUUCCUUAUGUCCCAACCAGAUAUGAACCAGUUUUAACUGGUAAGUGCCCUGUAAACUUUUCACGACCAGAAAUUUCAAAUAUCCUCGAUAAAGCAGCAUUUGAUUGCUUUGGGCCUUUAGCAACCCUCGUAGGGAAUGUUGUAUGUUGUCCACAAUUUAGUAGCUUAAUCCACAUCUUCCAGGGUUUCUUUGGCAUGAAAUCCAAUAAUCUGGUUUUGUCAAAUGCAGUUGCUGAUCAUUGCUUCUCUGAUAUCGUUAGUAUUCUAGCUAGCAGAGGGGCAAAUAGUACAAUACCCACACUUUGUUCUAUUAAAUCAUCUAAUCUUACAGGCGGGUCAUGCCCUGUGAAGAAUGAUUCUACUUUUGAAAAAAACAGUAAACACAAGUAA